AUGGCAACGGCAAGAGAGAGAAGGCUGCCACAGCUAAACCUCACGCUCGACAUGCCCUCGUGCUCCUCUCGAUACCCUGCCUUGGCACCCAUCGCUGCGCCGAACCCGUCCACGUCCGUGGCACGGCACAGUGACUUCCGCCCGUCUGAUUUCGAGAGGCUCGCCAUCCUGGGCCGUGGAAACGGCGGCACCGUAUACAAGGUCUCUCACCGCGGCACGUCGGCGCUCUACGCAUUAAAGGUCCUUCGCGGCGCCGAACCCGCCGCGGUUGCCGAGGCGGACAUCGCGUGCCGCGUCGACUCGCCGUACAUCGUCCGAUGCCAUUCGGUCCUCCCAACGGCCUCCGAUGACGUCUCGCUCCUUCUCGAGCUGAUGGAAGGCGGCUCACUAGACUCGCUCGUCGUCGGUCACGGAGGCCUGCCGGAGGGAGCGGUGGCGGAGGUAGCGGCGCAGGUGCUGUCCGGGCUCGCCUACCUCCGCUCCCGCCGCGUCGUUCACCGGGACAUCAAGCCGGCGAACAUCCUCGUCAGCAGAGCCGGGCAGGUCAAGCUCGCGGACUUCGGCAUCGCCAGUGUCGUCUCCCGAGCCGGCGAACACUGCGCCGCCUACGAGGGCACGCCCGCGUACAUGAGCCCCGAGCGCUUCGACACGGAGCGGCUGCAGGACGGCCACGCGGACCGAGCUGACCCCUAUGCCGCCGAUGUGUGGAACCUCGGGGUGACCGUCAUAGAGCUCGUCACGGGGCGGUACCCGAUGCUUCCGCCAGGGCAGACGCCGAGCUGGCCUGCUCUCAUGUGGGCCGUCUGCUUCGGCGAGCCACCUGCCCUGCCGGACGGCGUGGCGUCGCCGGAGCUCAGGGGUUUCGUGGCCGCGUGCUUGCAGAAGGACCACCGUAAGAGGGCGACUGCCGUGGAGCUUCUCGCGCACCCUUUCGUCGCCGGGAGGGACGUGGCGUCGUCGAGGCGUGCCCUCCGCAAGGUCAUUCAGCUGCGGUGUUCAUAA
This is a messenger RNA of Miscanthus lutarioriparius, 1002 nucleotides long. NCBI's taxonomy places the organism in Eukaryota, Viridiplantae, Streptophyta, Magnoliopsida, Poales, Poaceae. The record is from the annotation of a GenBank genome assembly.